GGGUUCGGACUUCCGGAAUUUAUCUCCGAUGCAGAUGGACGUAAAUAAACCGAUUUAAGUUUUGUGUCUGGCGGUUUUUGUGAUGUCUGAAUCUAUUGAUUAUGACUGUGAAGAUUUAAAACAGAUGCAGGAACAAGUCUACGAUCUCAUCCGUGGAAUUAUUGACCCCGAGAAGCCAGAGACUCUGGAAGACCUCAAUGUUGUCAGUGAGGAAGAUGUCUCUGUCAGUCGUCUACAGAAAGAGGAUUAUCUCGUGAAAGUCGUGUUUGUACCUACAGUGCCCCACUGCUCACUGGCCUCAUUAAUCGGACUUAGCAUAAGGACCAAGUUAGAGACAUCCAUUCCAGAAAAGUUUAAGUUGGACAUAUUUAUCAAAGAAGGAACACAUGAAACAGCUGAUGAUAGCAAUAAACAAGCAAAUCAAUGACAAAGAAAGGAUAGCAGCAGCCAUGGAAAAUCCUAAUCUCCAGCAAAUCAUCAACCAGUGUCUGGAAAACUCAUGAUAGUUAGAGACUCUUGUACAGUGUGUAAUUAUAUUAAUUAAUUUUACUUCUAUUUAAAAUUGUAUAAAAUUGUCUCUGUACAUUGGUGCACAUAUUUCAGUAUUAUACCUCAUAAUACAUGUACUUUUAAUAAUGUC
Molecule: messenger RNA, 640 nt
Organism: Ostrea edulis (European flat oyster)
Lineage: Eukaryota; Metazoa; Mollusca; Bivalvia; Ostreida; Ostreidae
Product: cytosolic iron-sulfur assembly component 2A-like
Exons: 5
Coding region: 83-427 (114 amino acids)
Source: RefSeq, a predicted model, not a curated record